This is a messenger RNA of Aspergillus brunneoviolaceus CBS 621.78, 1272 nucleotides long. RefSeq lists its product as uncharacterized. Gene Ontology annotation, cellular component: mitochondrion. NCBI's taxonomy places the organism in Eukaryota, Fungi, Ascomycota, Eurotiomycetes, Eurotiales, Aspergillaceae. The record is from RefSeq and is a predicted model, not a curated record. The transcript has 2 exons. The coding region runs from base 188 to 1030 and encodes 280 amino acids.
GCUUAACCUUCUAAUUCUGUAGGCAACUUUCUACGGAGUCAAUCUUGACACUCUGCUAGGUCUAUCACUCUUCCUUGUACACUACAACCGCUCACAGUAGCCCCUCUGUUUAGAUCAGAAACCCAAGAAUCUUAACGUGUGUGCGCCUUCCUUGUUUCUCAUACUUCUCAGAAAUCAGAGCUUCACAAUGUCACCAGAUCGUUCAACUUUACAGCAAACCUUCCAUACCACCAGAUGGAACAGCGAGUUACAAAAACACCUUGCUGGGGAUAUUGCUGCCGGUGUAAUAUCCGCUACAUUCAUCUCCCCAAUUGUUACGAUCAUUGACCGGACGAUUGUUGAAAGACUCGCAUUGAACCGACCACUAUUGCGAACACUGGGCAUCAACGCAGUCUGCUCCAUCUUUCAACCUCGAAAAUUCUACGUCUCAAAGCCGUUCUUCAUUGUCUGGUCACUAUACGCAGCUACCUAUUGCACCGCAAAUAUCACGGAUACCUGCAUCCACCAUCUUCCCUCCCUCACCGACAAGAAAUCGACGGCGAAUCUCGCCGCGACGCUAAGCUUCUUGCCCACAUAUGUCGUGAAUGUAUAUCUGGGGAUCAUGAAGGAUGUCAACUUUGCUCAGUAUUAUGGUCGUUCGAGUACCGCCGUUGCAGUCGGUGCUCGCGUCCCACGAGCAGCAUAUAUGUCCCUGUUGUUCCGGGACAGUGUCACCAUCUUCAGCUCAUUCAACCUGGCGCCAUGGAUGGCCUCAUCCGUCCCGGAUUGGGUUGCGACCGGGCCGCACACCAAGGCCAUGAUCACUCAGCUAGUUCUGCCUGCUGCCGUUCAGUUUGCCAACACUCCACUACACCUCUUCGGGUUGGACCUGAUCGCCCGACCCCAGAGCCAAGGAUUGGUGGAGAGGUGGAGUCGGGUCCGACGGGAUUGGGCUUCUUCAUCAACCGUCAGGGCUGCCAGGGUCCUGCCGGCCUUUGGAGUAGGCUGCAUAAUGAAUACCGAGCUACGAGACCUGGUGCACCACAGUUAGCCAUAAUAGAUACCGCGUUCAGCCAAAUACAGGGAAACUACGCUUGAUAGACAUGUCCGAAAUCGCUAAAUAAAGGCCAUGUAGUGGCAAAAAGCCCAAGGAUGUACGAAUCCUGACCACUCGAUAAAUAUCUGUCCUGAGCAGCUUCAUUGAACGGCGGCUACGCUAGCCGUCGCUGGGUCCCUACAGCAAGGGAACUGGAACCUCCUCAUCCUCCGAAUUGAGGAAAGUGCGGGGAAAUC